Molecule: messenger RNA, 2214 nt
Organism: Botrytis byssoidea
Lineage: Eukaryota; Fungi; Ascomycota; Leotiomycetes; Helotiales; Sclerotiniaceae
Exons: 5
Coding region: 1-2214 (737 amino acids)
Biological process (GO): regulation of DNA-templated transcription
Molecular function (GO): DNA-binding transcription factor activity, RNA polymerase II-specific; zinc ion binding
Source: RefSeq, a predicted model, not a curated record
AUGCUACCUCAAUCUCACCCCACCCUUCGAAAAGGCAUGCGGAAAGGAACACAUAAUUGUCACGAAUGUCGGAAACGAAAAGUUCGAUGUAUCUUCACAAAAGAAUCGACUAUAUGUGGGAAUUGUGAAUUGAAAGGUCCAAGAUGUACUGAGCGGAGAAGAGAAUUGAUUCAAGCAGGAAAUGUUGAUACGAGAGAGAGUCUUAGAGAGAAGAUCAAGAGACUUGAAGCACUUAUUGAAGAUUAUGGUAGGAAGAGUAGUAGUAGUACCUCUAAUGAGAAUUGGGGGGCGAAACUAACACCACCAUCUACUCCUUCAUCACUUGAGGCUUUAGCUUCAGUUGAUAAAACUCCCUCUCAAGAUAUCGAUCCCAUCGUAACACUUUUCCAAAACGCUAUCUGGAGAAGUCAAGGUUCUGAUUUGAUUCCCCAACGCAUUUCUAAGCUUUACAAAGCUGAAAAUCCAGCAACUGCGAAGAAACGUAUUCGGACCUGCGAAUCAUUGCUUUCUGGUCUUAUUCCCCCAGUAUUCCGUGAAAUAGUGGUCAACGCGACAUGUUCAUGGUGGUAUACAUGGCGACCACUCGGUUCUAUACUUCUAUCUUCAACCGGAAAUGCGAAUUCAACGCUUCCAGAUUUUAUACUCUGGGCCCUUGAAUCACCUGAUCCAUCGAUCAUUGGUAUAGUAAUCCUCUGUAUUGCAGUUUGUCUUCAACAAUUAGAGACCAGAAUUCAUCAGUAUAUUAUUCGUCAGCUUCCUUCCUUACCCGGUACACUGUUUCAGGAAUACUUUGAAAAAGUAGAUAGGCUCAUUAUAAAUGAUGGGGAUUAUACGAGUACAAAAGAGAGUAUUGAAACAAUUGUUUUUGCAGCCAAGAUUUAUAUGAAUUUAGGGCUCAACAGGAAAUGCUGGAUUUUAACGCACCAAGCAAUAUCCUAUAGCCAACUUCUCAAUCUCCACCGUCCACAUCCUUCUACUGACAAGAAUUCCCUGGAAAGAAACCAAAGAAUACAAUCUUGGCUUUCAUUAUGCGCAGGAGAUGUAUAUCUCUCACUUCUUCUCAGACUUCCUUAUGCUGCAGAUGGUCGUACCAUUCUUACAACUUACAAUCAAGAAAGCCCCACCGCCCAAUUCCACCACAAUCUGAUAAUCCUUUCUUCCAAGGUAAUCGAUCGAAACCAACGCAGUCUCCACCUCUCCAUUCUCCACACUCAAAAGAUCCAAACCUCUCUACACAGCACAACCCAAACCCUCCCCCCCUCAUUCUGGGACCCACAGACCUCCCUCUCCCAGAACAAAAUCUCCCGCCCAGAAUACCUCGAACAAGUCGCCGCCCAAUCCUGGUACUACCACCUCCUCGUCCUCCUCCACAUGCCUCUCAUGCUGCAAUCCGUCCUCGAUCCCACCCUCGAAACCCACCGCACGCAAUGUCUCGCCGCCGCACGAAAUCUCCUCCGCAUCUGGCACAUCAUGCGCUCGGAUAUGCACAGCGCAUUCGAGAUGUUAAAACUCAUCGACUACCAAUCAUUCGUCUGUUCUACACUCUUAAUUCUAAGCAUGCUCGGCUACGGUAGCUGCGAGAAUGGAGGAAGAGAUGAAAAUGAAAAUGAAAAUGAACAUAACGAUCGAGAAUUACUCGCACGCACCAUCGUAACGCUCGCGCAGGCAUGCACUUCGCUUGGGAAUUUGGUCGUCAAACAAGCGGUGCAAGGAUUAGAAAGCUUGCUGCAGAUGGGGAGGGGAAAUUGUCCGAGGAAGCAGAAAGGGAGGAUGAGUGAGGGUGAGGAUUCAUCUCUGGGAAAUCCGUACGCGAAAAUCGUGGUGCCAUAUGUAGGUGUGAUUACGAUAUCACCGGGGGAGUAUUACAGUGCUAUUAAAGAUGCGGUCGAUGAGGGUGCGGAAGCACAAUUGCGAACGGCAAUGCAUACUCAAAGCCAAAAUCAAACUCAAAGUCACAGUGCACCAUUUUCAUUUUCGCUAGAGAGUGAUCAUAAUCAUACUCAUGAUCAUAAUCAUGAGGAAUCAUAUCAUGAUAAUACAAACACGCGAUAUGAAAAUACUGGCGCGCUUGGAGAAGCGAGAGAAGUACCGGUCGAUACAGAGGGACAGAGACAGACACAGAUGGAAUGGACAUCGAUUGAUUUUUAUUGGGCGAGUAAUUUUACGGCGGGGUUUGAAGAUGAUUGGGCGUGGUUGAAUGGGUUGGGGGGUUGA